Molecule: messenger RNA, 1472 nt
Organism: Diuraphis noxia (Russian wheat aphid)
Lineage: Eukaryota; Metazoa; Arthropoda; Insecta; Hemiptera; Aphididae
Product: cell surface glycoprotein CD200 receptor 1-like
Biological process (GO): synapse organization
Cellular component (GO): neuron projection membrane
Source: RefSeq, a predicted model, not a curated record
AUGGAAAUGUGGAUAUGGAGAAGACUGUUAAAAAUCAGUUGGACAGAAAGGAAAAGUAACGUAGAUGUAUUAAACCAAGUAGUAGAAAAAAGAAUUCUAUUAAACACCAUAAAAGAAAUAAGAAGCGAUGCAGAUGCGAAACCGAUAGUUUCAUCUGAAAUAAGCAAGGAAGAAAUAAGUCCAUACUGGUCUUUCAAUGAAACUGCAGAUAUAUCGAAGUAUGAAGAUUUCGAUCACAAAAAAUUCUUAGAACACGAACUACACUUGGACGUGUCCGACCCGGUGAGUGCCAUCGAUGCCCAGCCUCCAGUUAAGCUGCGUACCACCACGUUGGCGCCAUCCACGCCAACACCCGAGCCAAUCAUUCACGUGGGCACGACAAAUGUUACAGUCCAGCURGGAAGUACGGCAUUGCUUCAUUGCGAGAUAGCCAAUUUGUCCGAGAAAAUGGUGUCUUGGGUACGAAGGAGAGAUUGGCAUAUACUGAGCUCCGGAGUGUUGACGUACAUAAAUGACGGACGUUUUCGCGUGUUUCAUUCAGAGAAAAGUGAUGACUGGGACUUGAGGAUAUCACCAGUAGCCAAGAUUGAUAACGGUACAUACGAAUGYCAGGUGGGUACGGGCACUGGUAUCAUGACACAUUAUUUCAACUUGUUUGUGAUUGUGCCUACGGCUGUGAUAUCAGGUAGCGAUGAGUACCACACACCUGAAGGGAAUUCAAUAGUAUUAUGUUGUAAAAUCGAAAAUAGCCCGGUGCCACCGCAAUACGUCUUAUGGUAUCAUAAUGGCAAAGUUAUAUCAUCCGGCCAUUUUAAUAAAAAUGGACUGAAAACCGAUCGUCUAUCCAUCAGCACUGAACAGAUAGAUCGUACAAUUUACAGUCGCUUGACAAUCACGAAAGCAAUCCAGAUUGAUACAGGAAAUUAUACGUGUCAGCCUCCAAACACUGACCCAGACACAACUUAUAUUCACAUCACGCCAGAAAUUGACAAUACAGCAGCAAUUCAACGGCAUAAAAGUUCAAACUCAGCUCUGUUAGUGACAGAAUUGUCAAUUUUCCCGUUGACAUCAUUCCUUCUUAUUGGACAUAAUAGAUUUCGAUGGGUUUUUUUAUAAGUACAACUAUAUUUGAUUUUUACUAAAUUGAGUAAUUCAAAUACGUUUGGUGUAACCUUUACCAUAUUAAACUUUGUUUUGAUGUUAAUAAAAUAUUAACGUACGUUUUACGAACUUACUAAAACUGUAAAGAAGUUCUUUGUAAACUAAAAUAAUUUUCCAUAAUCUUAUUGUAUACAAAUCAUGUAUAAAGAAAAUAUAUUAUCCUUUUCGAGGUUUCAAAUGGUAGGAAUAAAUUUAUUGUAUCCCAGUGCUCUACAUUUUUAGUCCAAAGUUUUAUUGGGAUUUUCAUUUCAUUUCAUGUUGGCUAAAAAACUUAAAAACUUGUAUUAUACAUUCCUCCUAUUUUGAAAUUU